Molecule: messenger RNA, 1680 nt
Organism: Huiozyma naganishii CBS 8797
Lineage: Eukaryota; Fungi; Ascomycota; Saccharomycetes; Saccharomycetales; Saccharomycetaceae
Gene: ICL2
Product: methylisocitrate lyase ICL2
Exons: 1
Coding region: 1-1680 (559 amino acids)
Cellular component (GO): mitochondrial matrix
Molecular function (GO): isocitrate lyase activity; methylisocitrate lyase activity
Source: RefSeq, a predicted model, not a curated record
AUGGUGAAACAACUCUUAGCUAGGAGAGCAUACCGCGUUAGACCUAGGUACUUUUCACAAGAGUCUAAUCCGGGGAGGAGAAUUGCACGGGAUGUCAAGGAAGUGGAACAGUGGUGGAAAUCGGACAGAUUUCAAGACGUGAAAAGACCGUACACGGCACUCGACGUCGUUAAGCACCGCGGUUCUUUACCCACUGACGUUACAAAAUACCCUUCCUCCUUCCAAGCCACCAAGCUACACAGUCUGAUCAAUGAGAAAUUUGCCGCUAAGCAACCGUUGCACACUUUAGGGGUGAUAGACCCAGUUCAGAUGUCGCAACUAGCCAGAUGUAAGGAUAUUCAAGUAUCGUACGUGUCAGGUUGGGCGUGCUCCUCUACAAUGGUUGGUUCCACAAACGAAGUCUCCCCCGAUUUUGGGGACUACCCUUACGAUACUGUCCCCAAUCAGGUGGAAAGAAUUUUCAAAGCUCAACAGUUGCAUGACCGUAAAGCCGUCUUAGAGUCUAUAGAGACGGGGGGAGAGCUGGUUGACUACAUGAAACCAAUAAUCGCAGACGCGGAUAUGGGUCAUGGUGGUCCCACUACAGUGAUGAAAUUGGCCAAACUGUUUGCAGAGAAGGGUGCUGCAGCUAUCCACUUAGAGGACCAGUUGGUUGGUGGUAAGCGUUGUGGUCACCUAAGUGGCGCCACGCUUGUCCCCACUUCAACGCACUUAUCGAGACUCAUCGCUACAAGACUACAAUGGGAUAUUAUGGGGACUGAAAAUUUGAUAAUUGCAAGAACGGAUUCUUGUAACAGUAAAUUGAUAAGCAGUAAUAUCGAUCAAAGAGACCACUCUUUCAUCCAGGGGAUUGUAAAUGGAGAGAGCCUGCCAUGGGCAGAUUUAUUAUCAGAUAUGGAGGGUCAGGGUGCCUCUAAGGAUACGAUUGCUUCGGCAGAACUUGAAUGGUACGAGUCCAACCCACUGUACACUUUCAACGAGGCGUUACAACUUCAAAUGACUCAAGAGGAGUACAAGAGGUACGUUGAUAUGAUGGACCGUGUGAAAAUGGGGAAACAAAAGACUUUUUUGAGUAUUAGUGAACAGGAAGCAAUUGCCAAGCAGGUUGCCCCCACAAAAAGAAUAAAUUUCAAUUGGGAUAAACCACGGUCCAAGGAAGGGUACUACAUGUUCAAAGGGUGUAUGGAGGCCGCUUUGCAAAGAUCGUUGGCGUUUGCCCCCUAUGCGGACAUGCUAUGGUUGGAGACGAAAACACCGGAUUUGGAACAGGCCCGGUUUUUCAGUAACCAUCUCCACGGGGAGAUACCGGAGGCCAAAUUAGUGUACAACCUUUCCCCCAGUUUCAACUGGAUGGCCCACGGGUUUACCAACGAAACACUACAAAGUUUUAUCUGGGAUUUGGCAAGGGAAGGGUUUGUACUCCAGCUAGUAUCCCUGGCAGGGUUACACGUGGACGGUGUAUCCUUCUGGGAAUUGGCAAGCAAAUUCCAGACUCAGGGGAUGCGCGCGUACACAGAAGUGGUCCAACAGAGAGAGAAAACCCUCCACUGCGAUUUGCUAACGCACCAACGUUGGUCUGGAGCAGAGUACAUCGACUCGUUAAUGAAAGUGGUACAGAACGGGUCAUCUUCCCAAACGCUGAGUACGUCUGGAGACAGCUUCACAGAAAAGCAAUUUUGA